UCUCAGCACUGGCCAGUGCUGAGAAAUUUCUGUCCCUCAGAUUCCGGUUCGAUGAAGGAAAUAGAAAUAAAUGUCCCUUUUUCGGGGCUUCCAAGAAAAAGAGUGAAAAAAAUUUCUUGCGUGGUUUCAAAUGGGCGUCGGCGAACGGGACAACCUCGGACUUUGCGUUUAUCUCUCCCCUUCUUCUUCCAUCGGUUCGCUUCUCUCCUCCUUUCUCCUCCAACCCACCCGCGUCCUCUUCCGUUUGUCGCUGUCGUGGAUCCCCAGGCCUUUGGGAGGUGUUAAAUCAGAGACUUCUCGUCUCAGGAAGUUGGAAUAAUUCUCCUUUCUUCCUCCUUCUCCCUUUGCAGCCCAACGGUCAAGACUCGGGUCGGCAGCGCGCCUGAACUCCUCUUCCCGGGCUUCGAGUAUGCAGUCGGACUUGCUCGGCAGUCAUCUAGAGUUCUACUUGCGGGCACGACGUUAAACCCACAGGCAAUCUCAGAUCAGAAUCAUGCAUUCCCCCAGGCCAACUGACUUGACUGGCUCGGAAAACCUACGACGAGGUACGGAAAAGGCAGAUCGGUCCGAAGACGUCAUGGUAGCCUUGUCCCUCUCUCGCGACCGGACGGGCCCUCCGCGAAACAACUCGCCUGUCUUGCGCUCUCACAUUCGUUCGCGAUCGCUGGCAGAACUUCCGAGUACCCCUAUGACCCGGGCGCACUCCUCCCCGUGGCUGGACUCACGGGAUCGCUACCUCUUCGUCAACGGUCAUGGGGUUACAUCCGAUCUCAACCUUGCUGACAAUCCUGCCAGGCGCUACAUGCCCAUGCCGGUGAUGGCCGAAGAUAACUUGCACGGCAAGAUGGCGUCUUUGAAUGUGUCGCAGCCCAUCGCAGAACAUGCAGAACUUGACAUCGCUACGAGGUCGUCUUCUCCGCAGGCGGAGCUACGCGCAUCCUCACCGGUUCUGGCAUCUCAUGCGUACUCGCGCAUAAACCGUCGACGUCCAUCGUCUCCCCUUCAUUUCCACGUUGUCACUAGCGGAAACAACCAAUAUCCCAGCAGUCCUUCUUCAACUCAUUCAUCGCCGCUGACUCUCAACACCAAAUACAACGAAUCCUUUCCUAGUUAUGCGACCUCUUCCACGUCGUCUUUGCCGUCGACUCCGACGAGCUUACGAUCUCGCAGUCCAAGUAUAUCAUCCUUGGAGACCAUUCCUGAUACCCCAGAUGCUGAAGCCGCAGCUAUUGAGGCAGACCGUGCAGCGGCUCUGAAGGCUGCAGCCGAUAAGCCGGGAGUAGAGGAGGAGGACAAUAGUGUGGACAGACGACGCUGGCCGUCGGACUUUUGGAGCCCAUCUGGUGUGUCUCCGACUAUGCGGACUGGGCUGGGAACGUAUGGUACCAGAACCGAUAAACGGAAACGAUGGAGUGUCUGUGGGGCCGAACGUCGUCAGGAUCUGGAUUUGGAAACAAUCUGGGAGGAUUGACUGCGAAACCCAGAUACCCGUACUCCUCGAAACACUAUGUGUUUGUUAUGCAAGGACAAACAUUCUGGUUUCGUUGAUCAUUGGCCCAGCCAACACAGCUUUGUCGCUUCGCGCAGGAAAGGAGGGGUAACUCCUAUCCAUAAAUGCCAAUAGCUUUACUCGAGCUGUUGGUAUUGCAAUCUGCACGAAUUUGACCGAUUGCUUUUUUUGGCAAGGGUGGCAGCCCUCGAUCGUCCAUCUGCAGUGGAGAAGCUUCAAUAUUCAUUGGAUCCAACUGUUAUGCGGUAAGGUUCUCGCUUGAAGCAAACAUGGACUGUACCAUAUUCCAGGGAGAGGAGAAGAGAACUCUCUUGGAGGCAUUUCUUUUUUUUUUUUUUUUUUUUUUUUUUCUGUCUCUCAAUUAAGAUGUGGAUACCCAGACUGUCGUCAAGCGUGUUCUUUAGUUCAUGAUUUUUGUCUUCUGCAAUUUCGGAGUUUUCGGCUCACGCAUCCUUCGAGUGACACUUCAUCAAUCAGGUGCAAGGGGCGUUAUUCCAUUAGUUUGCUAUUGCAUGCUUGUCCAGGUAUUGCUUCGUUAUGUCUUUUCAUUGCCCGUCCUUCUUUUCUUUACUGCUAUUGGGUUGACUUCCUGACUUCCGGUUCUCUUGUUCUUUCCUUUGUUUGAUUAGACUCGUCCAGUUCUGUAUCUUUUUCGUAUGUUUGGCUUGCUUCCUUUCUUUCCUGUGGCAUCUGCAUCGAAUCACUAGUUGAACCAACUAUUCAUUGAGAUUCAGCCAGAUAGCCUAGCAUUCAUUCAUCGCUUUCUUUUGCAUUUAGGGUUACGCGAGGAGGUCACUGGGGUUUGAUUUUCGUUUCCAUUGAAUCGUCCACUGUCUUGUACAAUAAUACUGUACCAAUAGCAAUAGGACAAGUAUACGAAA
Molecule: messenger RNA, 2391 nt
Organism: Monascus purpureus
Lineage: Eukaryota; Fungi; Ascomycota; Eurotiomycetes; Eurotiales; Aspergillaceae
Source: the annotation of a GenBank genome assembly